Molecule: messenger RNA, 2310 nt
Organism: Gregarina niphandrodes
Lineage: Eukaryota; Apicomplexa; Conoidasida; Eugregarinorida; Gregarinidae
Product: ASCH domain protein
Exons: 1
Coding region: 1-2310 (769 amino acids)
Source: RefSeq, a predicted model, not a curated record
AUGGUCACCGCGCCAGUAUCCAAAUACAUUGCUCCAUUGAGUAAGAAGAACGGCAUGUUGUUGGCUUUGAAGUAUUGCGGUUGUAUGGCACUUGACCAUGAGUUUGUACGAAAUUGUAUAAAGUGUGGUCGUAUCAUAUGUACACAAGAAGACGACAGGAUCUGUCCAGAGUGCGGAUUUGGAGGAAAUCUGAAGGAGGAUAAGGCAGAGAUGAAUCGAUAUAAGGAAUUGGACGGGUAUGAGGAAGCGUGUGAACUGCGUGAUCGGCUCUUACAGUUCGAUAUGGAAAGUGUUAAGCGCACACGUGUGUAUGAUAUGGAAACCGAUUUUUACUCGGAAAGAUACAACCCAUGGGCUACCGCUCAGGAACGGGCAUUUGCAACAAAGCAAGAUGAAGAAGAAGAAAGUUUUUCCAAAGAUCCCAACAAACUUCUUGGUGAGCUAAAUAUCGAUCUACAAAACAUGAAGCUGACCAUGACCAAUGCCCAACAAGCAUUUGUAGACGCGCAAACCACGGUGCUGGAAAGAUUCUUGAACGAAGAACCAGGAAGACUCCAAGACAUAUCCUUCCCGUCGUCCUCGGAUAAAUCCGGCGCUCUUACCGCUUUAAUAGGCUCGCCCGUUCAGUCGAAAGUGGGUCAGUCGAAAGAUAAUGGUCAGUCGAAAGAUAAUGGUCAGUCGAAAGAUAAUGGUCAGUCAAGAAGUGUGCCCGUCAGGGACUCUGAAGCAGAAGAGCUGGUGGCGGAUGUAAUAAAUAAUCAAAAUGAUUCAGUACAGGUACUAAGUAAAACUCAGAUUGGAAUCAAGGACCGCAAGUAUGCCACCAAUCUUCAAGACGAUGAUCUUGUAGAUGGUGCAUCUGACCUGGAAGGUAACGACGGGGUGGGUCCAGUUCUGGCACCGGUGAUGUGUCGGGUGUUGGAAGAAGACACAGAAUUCGUAACCCCGGCUUUUGCGGAAGAAACGGACGAAGGGAUCUGUUUGACCUUACAUCAGCCGUGGGCGUCUUUGAUCGUUUACGGGUUUAAGCGUCUGGAAGGGCGAGUAUGGAAUACCAAUUAUCGAGGACGAAUUUGGAUCCAUGCAGGGACUCAAGAAAUCUCCGACGACGUUAUCCAACAGAUUGAGGGCUAUUACAGGACACUGUAUGGCGGCAGCCACUGUGAUGAGUGUCAUGACAGGAACUCAUGUGCCGGUGCCAUGAGCUGGAUGAACUUCCCUCCGAGCUAUCCCACACGCUGUCUAGUCGGUCAUGCGGACUUGAUUGACGUCAUAGAGAAUGAUGAAGAUAAACUGCGAUUUAACUGGGUACUAGAACAGAACGAUUCCCCGUACAUGUUCGUUCUCAAAAACCCUCGUAGGCUCAUCACACCAAUCGCCAUGCCAGGCCAACAUAAAUUCUGGAAGCUGCACCGACCGCAAGUGUAUUACCGAAACAGGACGUCUACAACGUACCCGAAAGUCUACCGAACUAUCGAAGAUGACAAGCUAGUAGAUCGUAAGGCACUCGAUGCACAACUGGAGGGAGAAGACGACGGCCAAGCGGCAUUGGUUCUCCAUACGAAAUCUCAGUACGAAGGAGUUCGAGAAAUAUUGCUGGCAGAAAUUCCCAAAGUAUUCCUGGACUCUAUAACCCUGAGUCGAGGCUACAGGGAACACCUCAGAUACGACAUCGUUAAGAUACGAAAUGGCCUCGAACCGGCGGAUCUCAAACUAGCCUUAGCAGCAGCGGUCACUUCCGUUGAACAAAGCCAAAUAUCUAAAGACCUGAGUACUGAGGGGAGCAACAUUCGUAAACAGGGUAAUACUGGAAUAAGUACACCGGCACUCCUUACCUACAUUCGCGAAAAACAAUUGAACGCCUGCCAGCAGCAGCUUGUCAGCUCCAGCACCUGCCAAUACUUCAUCUCAAGGUCCAUCCACGUAAUUUUACAACAACUCUUCGACGCAGCUUGGAGUCAGCUAGCGGGAGCAGGCAAAACCGGGUUCAGCGUCGGCGGACCACAUUUACCACCCGUGGACUUGAUGGAAUUAGUUGUAACCAGUUCUGAAGAGCACUGCCAGUUCCUUUCUCCUAUUAAUUCCCUUGGAAAUCCAAUUCUUAUCGCGACCUUUAGCGGCGUCAUCAAGUUUGGCCCUGAAGAAAUCGUUACUUCCGCUGGAGACGUUCUCUGGAUCCCCAACCCGUCGAACAUGGGUACCAUGACAAUCCUCAAGACGUCUUUGAGCCUGGAAGGUAUGUCUCCAAAUAACGCGCGCACAAACACAUUAGAGCACACGUGUGUGCACAUAAAUUCGCUGGCUCUUUAG